This is a messenger RNA of Beta vulgaris subsp. vulgaris (sugar beet), 774 nucleotides long. RefSeq names its product LOB domain-containing protein 12-like. Bases 1 to 525 code for a protein of 174 amino acids. Lineage: Eukaryota; Viridiplantae; Streptophyta; Magnoliopsida; Caryophyllales; Amaranthaceae. The transcript is spliced from 2 exons. The record is from RefSeq and is a predicted model, not a curated record.
AUGGGUGGAAAUGGAAGCUCACCUUGUGCUUCUUGCAAGUUGCUCCGUCGUCGAUGUGCCAAAGACUGCAUUUUUGCUCCUUACUUCCCUUCCGAUGAUCCCCACAAGUUUGCCAUCGUUCACAAAGUAUUUGGUGCUAGCAAUGUCAGCAAAAUGUUACAGGAGCUUCCAUUGCACCAAAGAGGAGAUGCAGUGAGCAGCCUAGUGUAUGAAGCAAAUGCAAGAAUGAGGGAUCCAGUGUAUGGAUGUGUGGGUGCCAUAUCAUACCUGCAAAACCAGGUUUCACAGCUGCAAAUGCAACUAGCAGUAGCUCAAGCAGAGAUACUAUGCAUCCAAAUGCAACAAGACUCAAGCAGCAUGGAAACUCCAGUACAAAACAACUUUGAGGCAGAUGACAAGUCUUUCCUCUUCCACAACAAUCUCUCCCAACACCAAUACUUGAAUUUUCCAUCUUCUACUGAUCAUCAUGUAUUUCAAGACUCUCUCAAAAGGGAGUCUUUUUUUGGACAUGACAUGGUUUCAUAACUAUUUUACAUUAAUAAUAUGGCAUCCAUGUUUUUGCCCCUUUUCUACAUAAUUCCUUUUAUCUGCUAAUUCUUUCUUUGUAUUAUUUUCUUCAAGAAAAGAAAGCACUCAAGAAACAUUAAAAACAACAAGGGCCCUAUAGCUUACACCCUAGUGAAAUUCCAUUAAAUAGAAAGCAAUAUUUCAGAAUAGGAAUUUUUUUUGUCAAACACCUUUUUUGUUCCUUUCUAUAUAUAUGCAUUGUCUUUU